Messenger RNA from Anolis sagrei ordinatus, 1686 nucleotides. The record is from RefSeq and is a predicted model, not a curated record. Lineage: Eukaryota; Metazoa; Chordata; Lepidosauria; Squamata; Anolidae.
AGGCUAUAAAAGCCACCCUAGAGUAGUCCCCAUUCGGGCGCCAAGAUGGGGAACCUCCGCAAUGUCCUUCUUUUCCUGACAGUCUCUUUCUCCUCGGCUCUUCUCCAUCCUUUGCAGAGCCAGAUUGUUGGAGGCCACGAAGCCAAGCCCCACUCCCGACCAUACAUCGCUGCCUUGAAAGUAGGGGACGGUUACGGUUGCGGCGGAUUCCUGGUGGCGCCCCAAUGGGUCAUGACCGCAGCACAUUGCAUGGACGAUAUCACUGUCGUUUUGGGUGCCCACGACCUCACGGCACUUGAGGAGUCCCAGCAAGUGAUUGGGGUCCGGUCGUACUACGUACACCCUGAGUACAACCCCAUGAGCAUCGCAAAUGACAUCCUCCUGAUGAAGGGGGACUCGGGAGGCCCGAUGGUUUGCAAUGGCGUAGUGCAUGGGAUCGUGUCCUUUGGCUACAGUUCCCCACCCGGGGUUUACUCUCGCGUUGCACAUUUCCUGCCUUGGAUCCAGAAGGUCAUGGAGUCGGAUCCCUGAGAAGGUCCCGACUCUUGGGCUCUUUCGUGCCCAUGUUGCGUCUCCCGCUCAUUCGGCUCUAUUUCAAUGCCUUCACUUCUUCCACUGUGCUUGCCUUUUGAAGAAAUUAUAUAGGAACAAACAGCCUGAAGAAUGUUAGACUAUAGAAUCCAUAGAAUUCUAUAAUUCUUAGAAUAUUUGUUAUAGAAUAGAGUUGGAAGGGACUCCCAAAAGGCCAUCUAGUCCAACCUCAUUCUGCAACAUAGGAAGACACCAUCCGAUCCCUCCCAACAGAUGGCCAUCCAACCUCAUUAGCAGAUUCAUUGGGAAAUUGGGAUAUAGAAUCCUACAGCUAGACGGAGCCCCAUUGGCCAUCCUGUCCAACUCCAUUUUGCAACACAGGAAGACACCAUCCGAUUCCUCCCAACAGAUGGCCAUCCAACCUUAUAGAUAUUAGCAGAUUCAUUGGGAAUUUGGGAUAUAGAAUUCUAGAGCUAAAAGGAGCCCCAUUGGCCAUCCAGUCCAACUCCAUUUUGCAACACAGGAAGACACCAUCCGAUCCCUCCCAACAGAUGGCCAUCCAUAGAUAUUAGCAGAUUCAUCAGGAAAUUGGGAUAUAGAAUCCUAGAGCUAGAUGGAGCCCCAUUGGCCGUCCUGUCCAACUCCAUUAUGCAACACAGGAAGACACCAUCUGAUCCCUCCCAACAGAUGGCCAUCCAACCUUAUAGAUAUUAGCAGAUUCAUGGGGAAAUUGGGAUAUAGAAUCCUAGAGUUAGAAGGAGCCCCACUGGCCAUCCAGUCCAACUCCAUUUUGCAACACAGGAACUCACCAUCCGAUCCCUUCCGACAGAUGACCAUCCAACCUCAUAGAUAUUAGCAGAUUCAUGGGGAAAUUAGGAUAUAGAAUCCUAGAGUUAAAAGGAGACCCAAGGGCCAUCUAGUCCAACUCCAUUAUGCAGCACAGGAAGUCACCAUCUGAUCCCUCCUGACAGGAGGCCAUCCAACCUCGGCUUCAAAACCACCAGAGAAGGAGACUCAACCAGACUUCCAGGCAGUGCAUUCCACAGUGAUGUGUUUCCCAAGAGUCUCUCAAUUCUGUCCCCUUCUUAACAAACUCCUUUCCACGCUUCUGUUUUGCACCAUAUUAGAAAUAAAUGUCUUUGGCAGCAAAUGAAA